AUGACUACUACUCCCAAUCAGAUCUCCGUCUAUGGUCAUCCUUCACCAACACACUCCACUACUACUACCCCUUCAAAUAAUUCUCCCACUUCACCACGCCUGGAUACUGCUCAUUUGCACCAACUCCCUCUGCAGUCCCGUCAGCUGCGCCCACUCAAGGGUCCUCUGUAUGUCCCCGCGGCUCUCCGUCCCACUGAGCGCCCGCAAAAGUCAUCUCCGAUCACCCCACCCCGCAGUGUCCAUGGCUCUCUCGACAGCUUGAGUGAGGACACCGCCGAACCCAUUAGUCGCCGCUCUACCAUGGAGAGCAAGUCCAGUGGUGUCAGCAAGGUUGCCGAGCAUGAGUGGAUGAAGACGGAGCACCUCGGAGAGGUGACUGGCGCGCCUACCCGCGAUCACUGGAAAGCUGAUUCAGCUUCUCGCAACUGUGACUCGCCUACUUGCCGCUCUUCUUUUGGCAUCUUCCUUCGUCGCCACCACUGCCGCCACUGCGGUCAUGUCUUCUGCGCCUCACACACUCCUCACACUGUGCCCCUUGACCAAGAUGCUCGAUUCCACCCCGAUGGAGAGCCCUCCCGCGCCUGUGACCUCUGCUGGAGUGCCUACCAGCGCUGGGAAGAGACACGCACUGACCGUCUGAACAAGAUUCAAAACAACAUCGACGCCCGGAGUAUCGAUGAGCAGUCCAACCCUGAGGACAUGGAGAACAGCCAAGAAUCCGGUCGCGCCGCUCUCCAGCCUAACCUGGGUCAGACCCCCGAUGUCGCCGCCAGUGUUCCUCGCGACUGGAACUGGAGCACUUUCUAA
This is a messenger RNA of Penicillium malachiteum, 807 nucleotides long. RefSeq names its product FYVE zinc finger domain-containing protein. Gene Ontology annotation, molecular function: phosphatidylinositol-3-phosphate binding; metal ion binding; ubiquitin binding. Gene Ontology annotation, cellular component: ESCRT-0 complex. The record is from RefSeq and is a predicted model, not a curated record. The transcript is spliced from 2 exons. Lineage: Eukaryota; Fungi; Ascomycota; Eurotiomycetes; Eurotiales; Aspergillaceae. Gene Ontology annotation, biological process: protein transport to vacuole involved in ubiquitin-dependent protein catabolic process via the multivesicular body sorting pathway; protein targeting to vacuole. Bases 1 to 807 code for a protein of 268 amino acids.